GGAGAGAGAGAGAGAGAGAGAGAGAGAGGAGACUGCCUGACUACAUCUCCGAUGCCCGCAGAGAGAACCCUUUCUCAGAACACUCCUGCGCUCGGUCCGGAGGAGAUGGAGCAGCAGCUGGAUCGCGACGCGCCCCUCGCACCCACGACCGAAUCAGAGGAGGGGGCGAGCGGCCGUCAUCUCUGAGGGGACACAGUCCCCGGGGGCGUGCACGCGCUGGACCUGUGGAGGGAACACGUUCUGGUCCUCAUUGGUUGAGGUUUCAUUAAAAAAAGAAGAGAAAAUUAAAAAAGCCCGUCGUUCCUGUGGAUUAUAUACACGAAGCUGCCUCCUGGACCGUGAGGACGGAGUGUGCGUCAAGUGGCGAGCGCGCGCGUAUCCAACAAGUGGACGCGCGAAUACGAACUGUCAGUGGAUUGAUUACCUACAUUUCAUUUUUUCUUCAAUUUUUGAUCGAUCGAUCGAUCGGUUUUACAGUCUAGGCUCCAACUCCGAGGUGGAAGCUCGUCUGGGUCGAAGGUGGAUGCAUCUACGUGCGCAUCGUCUCGGUCUGAAGUAGUUUUCUCUCCCCAGAGACUUGUUUUUAUUGUAAUAAAAGUGCAAUGAGGUAAGGCACUUUUUUUUAAAAAUCCUGCUCUUUAUCCAUUGGCCAGAAGGAAGAUUUGGGCGCACACGCUGCGGAAUCCACCCGUGCGCCACUUCGCCCCUCUCCCCCCCCCCCCAUCCACUGACUUCGCUUCUUCUUCGUGCCCCUCGGUGGUCGUGGGGAAAAGGGGCGGUAGGGGGGGGGGGGGGGGUUGGUGGUUGAGUUUUGGAUCCAACCUCUCUCCGUGUAGACAUUUUCUGCAUGUCGAGGGCGCAGGCGGCAGCCAAAGGUCGCAGCCAUGCCGAUGCAUCCGGUCACCUCCACGCUGAUGUACCGGGGGAUCUGCACCAUCCCCGACAUCCUCUCCUACAGCGCGCCCGUCAACCUGCCCGAAGACGAGGUUGAAGAGAUCCGCGAGGCCUUCAAGGUGUUCGACCGCGACGGGAACGGAUUCAUCUCGAAGCAGGAGCUGGGCAUGGCCAUGCGCUCCCUGGGCUACAUGCCAAACGAGGUGGAGCUGGAGGUCAUCAUCCAGAGACUGGACAUGGACGGCGACGGCCAGGUGGACUUCGAGGAGUUUGUCACCCUUCUGGGCCCCAAGCUGACGGCGGCGGGGCUGCCGGAUAAGUUCCACGGCACCGACUUUGACUCCGUCUUCUGGAAGUGUGACAUGCAGAAGUUGACGGUAGAGGAGCUGAAGCGGCUUCUGUACGACACCUUCUGUGACCACCUGUCCAUGAAGGACAUCGAGAACAUCAUCAUGACCGAGGAGAACCACAUAGAGAACCCCGGGCAGUGUCAGGUGGAUAUAGACAGUUCCAGCCCGACGCAGCAUGUCAAGCAAACGUGUGUGCGCAAGAGCCUGAUAUGCGCCUUCGCCAUCGCUUUCAUCAUCAGCGUCAUGCUCAUCGCGGCCAACCAGGUGCUGCGGAGCGGCAUGAAAUAGGAGCUUGCGGCGUUUUUCAGCCUUGUCCACCACCCAAAAGGCUUCCUGACUGAUCAAUGACUCUAAAAGCGAAAAAAAAUAUUAAAAAUUAAAAAUUAAAUACUACAGACAAUCAUAUGGCUGUGAAACGAGCGAACAUAAUAUAUGACUGCAGAGUAACCGGAGUCACCAAGGGACACUACACGUGCAGGAAAUCGUCCUGGUGACAAGAGACGUGCCAACAGGAGAUCGAGGACCACGGGACGUCACGCACAAGGAGACUACAGUGUGUUAUGUGUUUGUGUCAAAGUGGACGGCCGACUAUACAUAUCACUCUUCGUUUAGUAUCCAUUAGCUGUGAGCAUUUGAGCAGUGUUGCAUUCACUAUGGUGGCAGCUAUAGAGAAGAAGUGUCGUGACUGUCCAGUUGUGUAUUUUGUCAGUGUACCAUGCGGUUUAUUAGAAACGAGUAGAGAGGAAUCUGUGAAAUAUGUUGCGGGAACAUUGGAGAAGACGUACUCCAGGGAGGGUCGGAGGGUGAUCUGUCCGAGGGUCCGGGGUUCACGGCGUUGUGGGGAUAUUGUGUGUGGCGCAGCAUUGUUCAAAAAAAACAAAAAAACAAACAAAAAAACUCCCACUUGGGAAUAAACAAUAGCUUUGGUAAAGAAACGGGGAGGCGCCUGCGGUUGUGUGGAUGGUUCCGUCCAUUCACAGGCUGCGGGGCUUCAGUCCGAGCAGGACGGAGCCGGGCGAAGAAGCAGGUCAACAGCGCCUGGGAGGAAGGUGUUCAGGUAACUGGCUGGACAUGCAGUAAAAACUCAAACUCUCCGUCUCCGCGGCGGCGCGGGGGGGGGGGGGGGCCCUUGCAGGCCUCGGAGGAUGCCCAUCAUCUAUGCAUGAAGUGCAUGGAUUUUAACAGUCGUCUUGACACAUUUGUAAAAGUUCUUAUCAAUGUAUUAAUCACUAUGACUGUGUAACAAGAGACGUUUUUUCCAUUACGUAAAUGACAAACUGUGAGCAGAGUGUUUGCGGUGCAGGGUAUCCGCCAUCACCACAACAGUAAAGCGUACAACUGCAUGUAAAGAAGGGCUGCUUUAGUACAUGCUCGUGGAAUCUAUUUUGGGGACUGCUAACCUUCGGACGAUCUGACUCCACCAUGAUGAUCUAUCUCUCUCUCUCUCUCUCUCUCUUACUGCAAGCGAAGAGCAAACGACUUCAAGAUGUGCGCCACUCAACCAUUUAAAGAAUAUGCAUCAGAACUGGUCUGGCUGGCAUGUGGGGGGAUAUAAAUGUGCAGGAAUCUGUUUUUGUCCUUAAUUUUUUUCUGGGUUGUUGUUUGUUGCUGUAUAGAGCAAUAACUGUGUGUAAAAAAGAUAUCUGACAUCUGUGUUGAGCAGACGGGAUACUCCAAAAAAACGUCCGCACCAAUCGACCUACCAACUGUUAAGGUCAGAAAAUUUCCUAUAGCACUUUUCGAAAAUUAGGGUUUUUGGCAGUACAACAGAGAUAUCGGCCCUGAUGUUCAAACAGCGAGCGAGUCUCCUUUUUCAUUGAGAGAUCACGGAGGAGAGGUGUGUCUGACACUGGACGGGGGCCAAAAUCGUGUAAACUGUUGCAAUAAAAACAUUAAUAUCUGUGAAGCACCACAUGAACAUUGUUUGGAUGUAGUUUAGAUUUGUUGUGCAUGCAUCUGGGUCAGGUUUGUCACCAUUAAUGUGUAUUGUGCUGCAUAUGAGAUGACUUCAACCAAAGGUUUGGGGAAAUCUGCGACAACACAACUGGGUCACAAAACACGAGCGAGCUCAGUAAGAAGAGAUAAAAUGCUAUUUGAAUGAUUUAGAAAUCACGAAUCCCAGAGUUAACUGCAACGUUCUUAUCAGUAGACCCUCAUCUGGAAAGUUAAAAUCUUUCUGGAAACCCGGGGGCGGGGGGGGAGAAAUAAAUUGACAGGGCAAUGUCGUGUUUAAAAAGUUAAAAGAUAAAAACUCUCUUCAAAAUGCCCUCAAAAACUGUGACUGUGAAAAACAGAGAAGCUAAAUAAUUCACAUCUUGUAAAUAUCCGCUUUUACGAUCGCUAUUGGCAGCUCCCCGAAACUUGGACCAUCACAGAGGCAACAGAAUUAGACUACCCUAUCGCCCAGAGCCAGGCCGGAUAAUGAUUAUCUGAUGCACCCGGGCAAUUUGUCAAAAGUGUCAAGUCUGUGGGGAAAAAACUCUCAGAAAAAGCCCAUUUAUUAACUAAUACCUUUGUUUCCAUUUUGCACUUUAAGAUGUGCUUUAACGCACAACACCAACAACCCACCGCCAUGAUUGUUCAUCCAGGUUUAGAUAUAGUUUAGGGCAUAAACAAUUACUUUACCAUAGAUGUAUCUAUUUUUGUGAUAAGAACGCGAUGGCAUAGAACAUUUACUGACUGACUCAAAUGAUACUGUCUCAUCCGUUUUCUAUUUUAACUUCAACGAGGGGACAUUUUCAUUGGAAAUGAAUUAUCAGUAAUAAUUUCAUUUGUUGCCUUAUUCUUUGAGACACUUGUGCAUAGACAUAAAUAAACACUUACCAUGGGUUUAUCCAUUCAUCAUCAGAGCAAAAUAUACAAAAACAAUAUUUAUUUUGUUUUAACAGAUGAAAAAAAGAAGUAUGAACUUGUUGAUAGUCUAAUGAAUGUUAUAUUUCCAUUGAGCUGUGUGAUAUCUGUUCAUUGACUCCACCCGAUGUUCUUCUAUGUCUGUGGAAUGGUGUUUCACAUGAAUAAAAUCAUACGCCAACCA
Messenger RNA from Scophthalmus maximus (turbot), 4278 nucleotides. RefSeq names its product calcium-binding protein 7 (gene cabp7a). The coding region runs from base 885 to 1532 and encodes 215 amino acids. The record is from RefSeq and is a predicted model, not a curated record. Lineage: Eukaryota; Metazoa; Chordata; Actinopteri; Pleuronectiformes; Scophthalmidae. Gene Ontology annotation, molecular function: calcium ion binding. The transcript has 5 exons.